This is a messenger RNA of Manihot esculenta (cassava), 1344 nucleotides long. Its product is annotated as aspartic proteinase CDR1. Gene Ontology annotation, cellular component: extracellular region. The record is from RefSeq and is a predicted model, not a curated record. NCBI's taxonomy places the organism in Eukaryota, Viridiplantae, Streptophyta, Magnoliopsida, Malpighiales, Euphorbiaceae. The coding region runs from base 1 to 1344 and encodes 447 amino acids. The transcript has a single exon.
AUGGCUACUGUUUCUGCAAUCUCUUCAUUGCUGCUCCUGAUUUUCCCAGCCUUCACAGCUUCAAAAUCCAUAGCAGAAUCCACUGUUCAAUCUAAACGACUGGUUGCCAAAUUGAUUCACAGGGAUUCUGUUCUUUCUCCAUAUUACAACUCCAAUGAAACAGUUGUUGAGCAACUACAACGAUCUAUGAAAGCCUCAGCUGCCCGGCUCGCCUACUUGUAUGCACAGAUUGAAAGAGACAUUGUUUACGUGAAUGAUCACUUUCUGCUCAGUCUUCUUCCCAGUGCCUAUGAACCCUUGUUCUUGGUAAGCUUUUCCAUGGGCCAACCUCCUAUUCCUCAACUGACAAUAAUGGACACAGGAAGCAGUCUUUUAUGGGUACAAUGUGCCCCUUGUAAGCGUUGUUCCCAGCAAACUGGUCCGUUGCUAGACCCCAAAAAAUCAUCAACAUACGCUAGCCUAUCAUGUAACCACCACUUGUGCCACCGUGCCCCGGGUGGCGACUGCAACUGGUUGAAUCAAUGUGUCUACAAACAAAGUUAUGUAAAUGGUAAAAAAUCAAUAGGAGUUCUUGCUACUGAACAACUUGUUUUUCAGAAUUCUGAUGGAAGCAUAAACGCUCUGCCUGAUGUCGUGUUUGGUUGCAGCCAUGAGAAUGGGAACUACAAAGACAGACGUUUCACUGGCGUCUUUGGACUAGGAAAUGGAACCACAUCUCUUGUUAGCCAAAUGGGUUCUAAAUUCUCUUAUUGUAUUGGCAAUAUUGCUGAUCCUAACUAUAGAUAUAACCAUUUGAUUUUAGGCGAUGGAGCAAAUAUCGAAGGCUAUUCAACACCUUUAGAAGUAGUGGAGGGCCAUUACUAUAUCACUCUGGAAGGCAUUAGCGUUGGGGAGAAACGACUUGUCGUAGAUUCUAAUUCAUUUAGGAGGGAAGAGAAGAGGAAACGAGUAAUAAUUGAUUCUGGAACUGCACUAACUUUUCUAGCAGAAGAUUUGUACAGAGCACUUGAGAAUGAAAUUGGCAGUCUGUUAGAUACAGUUCUGAAACCAUUCUGGAGAGAGUCGUUUCUCUGUUACAAGGGGAGUGUGAGCCAAGACCUUUAUGGGUUUCCAACGGUGACGUUUCACUUUGCUGAGGAAGCAGAUCUUGUGCUGGACAGUGAAAGCUUGUUCUACCAAGCCACUGCAGAUGUGCUUUGCAUGGCUGUGAGGAAAGCCAGUGGCUAUGGGAAAGAUUUGUCAGUGAUUGGGUUAAUGGCUCAGCAGUAUUACAAUAUGGCUUAUGAUCUUAGCCAGUAUAAGUUGUUCUUCCAGAGGAUUGAUUGUGAACUCCUUGUUGAUUGA